CGCUACGGGCAGGCAAUCGGCUAAUCCUAGAGCCUACCAUUAUUCUCCGUCGAUCCUCUCUGCCAAUUCGUCAUUUUGUGUUGCCACGUUAUAUGAUUCACUCCUCGCUGCCCUUCAUUCCCGAUUUACCGUCUUACAUUUUCCCCGCCGAUCUGGUUUACUGGCCGUCACAUCCAGAUACUUGGGGGGUCCGAGCCAGUUCGAAGUUUUGGCAUCUUGAGGAUCAACCAUCAGCUAUGUCAUCUGGAACUACUUUGAAUACAGAAUUAUCAAAGAAAACGUCCUUCCUUGGUUUGUCCCUAUGGGUUUUGAUCUGCUUAUGUGUUGGUGCAUUUAUUGUUUUGAUUCUUGGUAUCUUAUCUGUAUGGGUGAUGUUUCAAAGAAAAACAAGGAGAUCCCCAGAAAACUUCUCUACUUCUCAAAUACCAAACGUCUCGAAGGAUAUUAAGGUGGAUAGAAUCGCGAUUCAAUCUGCCCACGGAAAUCAUCUUGAGAACCUUUAUCAUUCUAUUCAUGAUAAAUCAAAUGAGAAGAACUCAGAGAAGAUGAUUGGUCAUUUGAGCAUGAGCAAGUCGAGUGAUCCUGAUAACAUAAGCCAAUGCAGCUCCAAUUACUAUCAUGAAAGGGUUUUUAGCUCACAUUCAGGAGAAGAAGGAAGCUCUGGGACUGUUAGACAGCAGUCUUCCAUGUCGUAUGGAGGAUAUGGAGGACUUGUGACUGCCUCUCCUCUCGUUGGCUUACCCGAAAUUUCACAUCUUGGUUGGGGUCAUUGGUUUACCCUCAGGGACCUAGAAUUUGCGACACAUCGUUUCUCUCCAGACAAUGUUCUUGGUGAAGGGGGUUAUGGGGUUGUCUAUAAAGGCAGACUGAUAAAUGGAACUGAGGUUGCAGUAAAGAAACUUCUCAAUAAUCUGGGACAAGCAGAGAAAGAAUUUAGAGUUGAGGUGGAGGCCAUUGGUCAUGUAAGACACAAGAACCUCGUACGACUCCUUGGCUAUUGCAUUGAAGGAGUUCAUAGGAUGCUGGUCUAUGAAUAUGUGAACAAUGGCAACUUAGAACAAUGGUUACAUGGCGCUAUGCGGCAACAUGGCACCCUUACAUGGGAUGCCCGGAUGAAGGUGCUUCUUGGCACUGCUAAGGCGCUAGCAUAUUUACAUGAGGCAAUUGAACCGAAGGUUGUCCACAGAGACAUAAAAUCUAGCAACAUCUUAAUUGAUGAUGAAUUUAAUGCAAAGGUUUCAGAUUUUGGAUUGGCCAAACUUUUGGAUGCAGGAGAAAGUCACAUCACGACUCGAGUGAUGGGCACAUUUGGGUAUGUGGCACCGGAAUAUGCCAACACUGGCUUGUUGAAUGAGAAGAGUGACAUUUAUAGCUUUGGCGUUCUCCUUCUGGAAGCAAUUACGGGAAGGGACCCUGUUGAUUAUGGCCGUCCUGCUAAUGAGGUUAACCUUGUUGAGUGGUUAAAAGUGAUGGUAGGCACAAGGAGAGCUGAGGAAGUUAUAGAUCCAAGUCUUGAAACUAAACCUUCUACACGCGCAUUGAAACGUGCCCUUCUGAUUGCGCUUAGGUGUGUGGAUCCUGAGGCAGAUAAGAGACCAAAAAUGACUCAAGUUGUUAGAAUGCUUGAAGCUGAUGACUACCCAUCACGCGAGGAUCGGAGGAGCCAAAAGAGCAGCACGGCGAACUCGGAAAUAGAGUCGACGAAAGAGACCUCGAGUCCAGCUGAGGUUGGAAGUAAAGCAGUGGAUUCAGAGAGCAGAGAGGGGAACGCAUGAGUGGUUUGAAACUAGCUCUUCUCUUAUUAUCAUUGCUGGUAGCAUGGUUUGAAAGCAGUUGGAUGGGUGAUGGUCCAUUUGUUUCAUAGUACAUAUCACUACUGCACCCUUUCUAGAUCACAUAAAGUUAUAUAUAUAGAGAGAGAGGGAGAGAGAGAAAAAUGUUUGUUGUGGCCACUUGCUCUAUCAUUCCCUCUUUCACAUGAUUGUAAUUUCUGCUCCCUCCCCCUUUUUUUCUGAGAGAACAGAACUCUCUUUUUCUUUUCUUUUCUUUUUUGGCUUUAAUUGUUGGUUCACUUACCAUUGUUAUUAUAAAUUAUUAAUUUUUUUUGGAAGAAAAAAAAAAAAGAAUUUAUUUUGAAUAA
Cucurbita pepo subsp. pepo (vegetable marrow) is the source of this 2140-nucleotide messenger RNA. The record is from RefSeq and is a predicted model, not a curated record. NCBI's taxonomy places the organism in Eukaryota, Viridiplantae, Streptophyta, Magnoliopsida, Cucurbitales, Cucurbitaceae.